AUGGCUCAAAACAGUCUAGAGCGCGUAACCUCGAACAAACUCGGCGAGCUUGAGCCUCACGGGAAAGCUCUCGAAUCGCUUGGCCAAACUGCGGGUCACGAUGCUGUCUUCCAGGCCCAGGCCACUAUGAUCAAUCAGGCUAUCGAAGACAUCGGAAUGGGAAAAUAUCAAUGGACCCUCUUCGGCCUGGCAGGCUAUGGUUGGCUCUGUGACCAGCUUUGGGAGUCCUCUGUGUCAAAUGCGCUUCCUGAAAUCGCCAACGAGUUCCAGCCCAGGAGGUCCGGCUUCCUGAUUGUCGCACUGAUGGUUGGGCUGAUUCUGGGGGCUUCUUUUUGGGGCCUGGGCUGUGACCUGAUUGGAAGGCGCUGGGCGUGGAAUCUGUCACUCCUGUUCGCGUGUGUCUUUGGGCUUGUCGCAGCAGGCUCCAACAGCUGGGUGACGUGCUGCUCCCUCAUUGCACUCUCCGGCUUCGGGAUCGGUGGUAAUCUUCCCGUUGACGGCACAGUAUUCCUUGAAUUUCUGCCCGGCACCCACCAAUACCUGCUCGAGAUUUUGACAGUGUGGUGGGCAGCCGGACAAUUUAUCGCUGCAUUCGCUUCUUGGGGGUUGUUGUCCCACUACUCUUGCAGCUCGGACACUCCCGCUGGAGAGUGUCGGAAGGCAGACAACAUGGGAUGGAGAUAUCUGUUCAUCCUCAUGGGCGGGCUGACGAUGAUCGGUUUCUGCGUCCGGUUCUUUGUGUUCAGGCUCUACGAGUCUCCCAAGUAUUUGGUCAGUUUGGGCAAGUAUGAAGAAGCCAUUGACGUUCUCAACAAGGUGGCCAAGUACAACGGUGUUACGCAGUCCCUGACCGUCGAACACCUGAGGGCCGCCGAACAAAACGCAGAGUCCACUGACCACCGUCGGGAGCACUUCAAGCGAGCUGUGGCGCAUCUAGGUCCACGCGGCUGGAACAAUAUCCGUGUCCUUUGGAGUACGAAGAAACUCGCCCUCAGCUUUGCCCUCGUCAUGUUGCUUUGGGGAAUGAUCGGAAUGGCCAAUCCAAUCUACAACAGCCUCCUUCCGAUAUAUCUCCAGAUCCACGGGGCCGAGUCAGGUGACUCAAGUACUGGAACGACCUAUCGCAACCUACUCGUCACCAUCGUGUGCAGUAUCCCCGGAACUCUGCUGGGCGGCUAUCUCAUUGGCAUGAAGCGAAUUGGCCGGAAAGGAACGUUAGGCUUCUCCUUGUUGUUGACGGGUGCUUUCCUGUUCGCCUUCACCACUGCUCGGACCCAAGGAACGAUCCUCGCAUUCAACUGCAUUAUUUCCUUUACGCAGUACAUCAUGUGGGGCGCCUUGUACUACUACACUCCUGAGGUUUUCCCAACUUUUCACAGGGGAACUGCGGUUGGCCUUGCGGCAAGCUUCAAUAGAGUCUGUGGUCUGGCAGGCACGCUGAUUACGACUUAUAGUGGGUUUACAAAUGUGCCUCUAUUUCUUGGUGCCAGUCUCUGGAUGGCGGCGGGCUUGCUCAGUUUUGUGUUACCAUUUGAGACUCGAAACAAAGCCAGCUUGUGA
Molecule: messenger RNA, 1560 nt
Organism: Capronia epimyces CBS 606.96
Lineage: Eukaryota; Fungi; Ascomycota; Eurotiomycetes; Chaetothyriales; Herpotrichiellaceae
Exons: 4
Coding region: 1-1560 (519 amino acids)
Biological process (GO): transmembrane transport
Molecular function (GO): transmembrane transporter activity
Source: RefSeq, a predicted model, not a curated record